GUGGAUCCAAAGGAGAGCACCGGUGGUGUUUGGGAGCAGUUCUGUGCAAACCCUGGUCAUCUGGUGGCUGGAGUUCAGUGCAUCCCGGCGUCCACCAGUUGGGCGGCGUUCAGACACCAGGAGACACGACGAGCCCAAUCCCAAGCCCAAGCCAGCUUCCAAAACGCAACAGGUGCCACGACGAACAGGAAAGCAACCAGCUUCCAAAAACCAACAGGUGGCAGGACAACAAAUUCGACAACAAAUUGGAUUUCUGUCUAUGGAAGAUCUGCUCAAUGAAUGUGAGGUUGAUGAGGAUAGUAGGGGUGCUCUUUUGGGACAAUUAAACAAGAGGAUGGAGUAUGGUGAAGCCAUGGCAGAGGAAACUCUUCAAAAAAUAAGGGACGAAACUAAUGAACAUUUAAAGUUCAUUGUUGCAGAACAUUCAAAAUGGUCUCGGCUGUAUAAUGAGAUCAAAUACAAGGCCCAAAUUGAAGACAGUAAAACAAGAAAACAGAUGGCUAAAACUGUUGUAGUGCAAAUACAUGACAUUCAGAUGAAGGAGUUACAGUUUGUGCAGACUUUCAAACCGGGUGGUCACUUCUGCGAUGAUGUCCUGGAAAUUUUCAGGUUAAUUUGGAAGGAAUCAUGGAAACCUGACACGAUUAUGCUUUCUAGGGGUGCUGUGGACCAAUUGUUAGGGGUGGAUAAUAGAUCUGGUUUUCUUGAAAGAGAAUUCAAAGACUGUACCAUAGCGGAAAUAAAAACGAUUUUUGUCCCAUUCAUUUCAUCAGACCACUGCUCCUUGGUUGUGGUGGAACCAGAUAUACGUCUUAUAACUGUACUUGAUUCCUUGUUUGACUUGGAGGAAUCAACAAAACGUCAUGAAAGACUGAUAAGCGCACUGAAAAGCUAUCUUUCUUCACUAGGCCUAGAAUGUACUGACUUCUUAUCUUCAACACCACGUGUUCAGAAGCAAAAAAACCUUGAUGAUUGUGGUUUUCAUAUGCUUCUGUUCAUAAUGAGAUAUAAGAGUGGAAACUACAAGAACAUUGAUGAGGACGAAAUCCUCAUUUGCCGCCAACACACUGCAUGGUUCCUCCUUGAGCACGAAGAUAACGUGUUGAGGGGCACAUUUACAAAGGGGCAUUCAAAAAGGAGGUUGGAAGAUAAAGAUAGAGGAGAGAACAAGAAGCAAAAGGUUCACCAAAAGGAAAAGAAUCAAGAGACGCAGGCAGAAAAAUCAAAUGAGGAUCAGGAUCAGGAUCAGCAGGGCGAGGUCAGUGAUCAGGAUCCUGAUCAGGAUCAGGAUCAGGAUCAGCAGGGCAAGGGCAAUGAUGGGAAAAAGGAGACUACGAAAAAAGGCAAUUCAAAGAAGAAGAACAAGUCGUUGGAUGGAAGAAGUGUCAAAGAUGCAUUGCUUGCUCCGAUAAGGAAAGUUGAGGUAGUCAAAGGAGGCUGCUCAGUCGUCUCCCCUUUCACGAAAAAUGAUACUUGGACCCAGAAUCUGGGUGAUGAAGAAUUGCGAUUGCAACUCUGGAAGAAGAUAGUUUUGAAUGACGAGUUCAAGAGUGUUACUCUCAUGAGGCUUCAUAAGGUCACUAGAGUGACUGAUGGAUGGCAUUUAUCGGGACAUGAUAUUUCAAAAAGCUUUGGGGCGAAAUCUUGUUGUCAAGACAUAUUGGUGUCGUUUUUUAUACAGUGUCUCCUUGCUGAUGAAGUUUCUCAUGGAGAUGAUACUGUGGGCUACAGAAUCUUCCUGGAUCCUAAAAUUAGUGAAUUGCUGUUGGCUUCCAAGGAUGCAUUUAAUAUUAAUUCAGUUGUUGAAGAACUCAAGCUACAAUACACUGAUCAGCAAAUUUUGAAAGCGAGGCAUAUAUUAUUGCCCGUCUGCCAUGAUUCGCACUGGACAGUAUAUGUUAUCAACAAAAACUUUGGACAAAUCGAUAUAUUGGACUCCUCAUGGGCUACGGUGGAGGUGAAGCGCAAAAAUCACAGAACUAUCGCGGGGGUUAUAAGGUCGAAGUUGAGUGAUGCUAUUUUGUUGAUCACUGAUAAACACCCCAAAUUCUCAGAAUGGAGCAUGCCAAUUAUACCUGCUUCUUCUAUCGCUCAGCAGAAACAAGGAAGUGUGGACUGCGGGUUCUUUGUGAUGAUGUUCUUGAAGUACUAUAAUCCAGAUACUCAUCAACUUGAGUUCUGUGACUUGAAGGAAGAUUUUAAGUGUAAGAUUCUCUGGUACUUACUCCAUCACAAACUCAAUGCAUCAGCUGAUUCACGACCUUGGGAUAUCAACCUGUGAUCUGUGUAUCCAAACCUUGGAUUUUUUUUGGUGAGGAGAGGAACUUAGAACUUUAUGUCUGUGACUUGAACUUCUGAACUUGGUCUGUAAAACUUAUUCUGAGCGCCUGAACGUGGUCUGUAACUUGGUGAGGAGAGGAACUUUAUGUCUGUGACUUAUUCUGACCACUUGAUGAUCUGUAGCCUUAAAUAUGGUAUGGUUACUUAACGAACUGAUUGGCUUG
Sorghum bicolor (sorghum) is the source of this 2504-nucleotide messenger RNA. RefSeq lists its product as uncharacterized. The record is from RefSeq and is a predicted model, not a curated record. Bases 260 to 2281 code for a protein of 673 amino acids. Gene Ontology annotation, cellular component: nucleus. Gene Ontology annotation, biological process: protein desumoylation. Lineage: Eukaryota; Viridiplantae; Streptophyta; Magnoliopsida; Poales; Poaceae. The transcript is spliced from 13 exons. Gene Ontology annotation, molecular function: deSUMOylase activity.